Molecule: messenger RNA, 1209 nt
Organism: Fusarium falciforme
Lineage: Eukaryota; Fungi; Ascomycota; Sordariomycetes; Hypocreales; Nectriaceae
Exons: 2
Coding region: 1-1209 (402 amino acids)
Source: RefSeq, a predicted model, not a curated record
AUGAAGGCUUCUGAAUUCACUGCCACUGUUGUGGCUCUAUCAGUCACCGCCAAUGCUAGGCAUCUAGCUUACCCAGACCCUACCAGCAUAGUCGCGCUCGCCUUGGACGGCGUGAGCCCAGCGCCCACCACUCCUCCGCAACUUCAUGAAUUCUUCCGACGAGCCAACCAAGACGACCCCAAGACUGUUCUCGUCGCCCCCGAUGCCACCUGCGGCUACAUUUCUGGUCGACUAGGUGCUCCGUUUGUCUGCGAUGACACGGAUAGGCCUUGCAUCUUCAUCACUCCCGAGGGGAGUCGUUCUGGCGCCAUUGCUUGUUGCAACGAGGACGGUUGCGCGACCCGGGCGAGCUGUGUCAAUUAUGACGAGUUCUACAGUUCAAGCAAAUGUGACGAUGGCUGUGCUGUUGACGAGUUCACUCUGAAGUGCACUGAGACUGAGAACCCUUACUGCAAUACUAUCACAUUUGAUGGCGGUAUUCAAGAUUACUGGUGUAACAGUAAAAACUUUUCGAGUCCCCUCAAGGCCGAGACCACCUACAAUUCACAGAAAAGCAAGGUCACCUACAGCAAGCUCGUCCUGACCGACCCUUCAAGCACCUUUCUAGCUUCUACCGGCACCGACAAACCCGCCGCCACGGCUACCAGUGAUGCCGACUCAGACAGCAAAGACGAUAAGGAGGUGAACGUGGGAGCAAUUGUUGGCGGCGUCGUGGGCGGUGUUGGUGCCAUUGGCCUUGCCGGCAUCCUUCUCUGGUUUAUCCUACGCCAAAGGAGCAAGGGGCAACCCCCGAACCCUCCAGGUUACCAACCAACUCUCGCCCAGCGUCUCGGCGGCCUUGGGGGUUACAACCAGAUACCCCAGGGUGGGGCCGGGUAUUACGACAACAAGAAUCCCUACGCUUUGGGUGGCCAGCAGUAUCCCGCCUACCACACCGACCCUAAUGCUCCUUACGACCCUCGCCUUUCCUACGCCUCACCGAGUCCCAGCCCGUCCUACCAUCAGGUACCGCCUCCUGGACAGCAAUUGCACCCUGACCAGCAGUUACUGGCUCCUGGCUACCAGGGAGCUGCCAUCCAAGAAGCUGGGGGUAAAGCCAUUAUCCCUGAGGUUGGCGGUGAACCAGUAAUUCCCGAGGCUGGUGGUAAACCUGUCAUCGCUGAAGCAGGUGGCGAGUCUGUGAAGCCAAAAGCCCAGGAGCUGGCAUAG